Molecule: messenger RNA, 1812 nt
Organism: Tripterygium wilfordii
Lineage: Eukaryota; Viridiplantae; Streptophyta; Magnoliopsida; Celastrales; Celastraceae
Product: DNA polymerase lambda-like
Exons: 12
Coding region: 5-1459 (484 amino acids)
Biological process (GO): double-strand break repair via nonhomologous end joining
Cellular component (GO): nucleus
Molecular function (GO): DNA binding; DNA-directed DNA polymerase activity
Source: RefSeq, a predicted model, not a curated record
UCAAAUGGCGCCAAAGGCAACCAGAAAGAAAGCUCCCUCUACCGAUCCCGAUGGCAUUUUCGCCGGAAUCUUCGCUUUCUUGACUGAUAAGAGAGUACAGCCUCGUCGAUUACAGAUUUGGAAGCAGAAGCUGCUGCAAAUGGGUGCUACCAUUGAGGAGGCUCUAAACAAAAGGGUAACUCACGUGUUUGCAAUGAACUUAGAUGCGCUUCUCGAAGAAGUAAGCAGAGAACGCCUGGCACGCUUCAAGGGAAGUGUUCUACUCUAUCAAUGGCUAGAGGAUUGCUUGAGGUUAGGAGAAAAGGUAUCCGAAGAUCCAUACCAUCUGGAAGUGGAUGCAGAAGGGGAGAAUAUUGCAGACAAGUCAUUGACUUCUCAUUCAACCAAUAGAAUCAGUUCUAGUGAUGAUGAACCAUCACCUUCCAAAAAGAUAAGAUCAUCCUCAGAUGAUUCGAAGAAUUUGAAAGGAGAACAAAAUUCUGGAAAUGAUUCUCUACAUGAGGAAUCAAAUUCUAAAGGGGACCACCAUGGCUCUUUCCAUACUGAAGACCCUGCGAACAAUAGUUUGAAGCCCUAUGAUACUCCAAACAAGAAUUCAUCCCUGCCAUAUAGUCCACCAGAUUUAAACAGGAAUAUCACUGAUAUAUUUGGGAAACUUAUAAAUAUUUACAGAGCAUUGGGCGAUGAUCGGAGGUCAUUUAGCUAUCACAAAGCUAUUCCAGUUAUUGAGAAGUUGCCAUUUAAAAUAGAAAGUGUGGACCAGGUCAAACAUCUGCCAUCUAUUGGAAAAUCAAUGCAGGACCAUAUUCGGGAGAUAGUCAUGACUGGGAAGUUGUCCAAGUUAGAGCACUUCGAGGAGGAUGAAAAGGUGCGGACAAUUUCGUUAUUUGGGGAAGUCUGGGGUAUUGGUCCAGCCACAGCUGCAAAAUUAUAUGAGAAAGGGCAUCGUACAUUAGAUGAUCUAAAGAAAGAUGAUUCAUUAACAAAUUCACAGAAGAUAGGAUUAAAGUACUUUGAUGAUAUUAAUUCAAGGAUUCCACGCCAUGAGGUACAAGAAAUAGAAAAACUCCUACAGAAAGUUGCCGAAGAAAUUUUGCCUGGGGUGGUUAUUGUUUGUGGAGGGUCCUAUAGGCGUGGAAAAGCUUCCUGCGGGGAUAUGGACAUUAUAAUAACGCAUCCUGAUGGAAAAAGUCAUAAAGGUUUUCUGGCAAAAUUUGUGAAGUGUUUAAAGGAUAUGAAAUUUUUAAGAGAGGAUUUGAUUUUCAGUACCCAUAGUGAGGAGGGUACCAAUUCAGGUGUGGACACAUACUUUGGUCUUUGUACGUAUCCAGGACGGGAGCUACGCCAUCACAUAGAUUUCAAGGUAUAUCCAAGGGACAUAUAUGCUUUUGGACUCAUAGCAUGGACUGGCAAUGACGUAUUAAAUAGAAGGUACCUUCAAAGUUUUUUUUGCUUUUGAUCAGGGCCAAAAGAUGAAUAGACAUAUCUUAGUUUUGAAGUUCUCUUCCAGGGAUGAAAGUUAAGUCAGCGUCCUUAAAUUUCUGCACCAUUCUUGCAGAUUUUACCCUUACUUGUUUAUGGUAUCAACAGUUGAUGUUUGAAGAUGAAGAUAGCUUCUGUGCUUUCAUAAAACAAUUAGACUUAUGCUUAACAUUUUUUGAGGUGAAGAGAAUAUGUUAUAUUGCAUGGCAGUAUGCCUCAAAUUAUUGGAGAAUUGAUGUCCUGUUAAGUGCAAUUUAUUAGUUUGAUCUAUAUUGCAUGGACUUGGGAGGUAUUGGAUGCGUAUGCAUCCAAGUAUCAGGUUUGAUGAGG